AUGGACAAGGACAGACAAUUAACUCCCGUCUGUGGAAAAGACAAUGAUUUUCCCUACAGCUGGUCUGUACGCCCCUAUCAUGCACCUACACUACCAUAUGGGUAUGAAAAGGUUUGCCCAGGAUCUGAUGGACGGCUCCAUUUCAACCUGCUGUGUCCAGUCAACGUGUCCACUCAGCCUCUCGGUUCUCUACCGGACAUCCAGACCACUGACCACAUCCUAGAGAUCUUCAAGAGUCUGUCCAAGAGUCGCCAGGAAGCGUCUGCACCCCACCUGCCGUUCUUCUUGGGGAUGGGUUUCCAUAAGCCUCACAUCUCCUUCAGGUACCCCAAGGAAUAUUUGGAGUUGUACCCUCUGGAGUCUGUGGAUAAAGCCCCCAACGCAUUCUACUCCCAGACCCAACCCCAGUUGCUUGGAACCCAUUCAUGGAUGUCAGACGGAGGGAGGACACGACUGCACUCCACUUGCCGUUUCCUUACGGUCCCAUGCCCGACAAAUACCAUGCAAGCAUACUACGCCUCAACCACCUACAUGGAUUAUGAACUGGGACGUGUCUUGGCUGGAUUAGAGGCGGCCGGGUUUGCAGAUGACACUAUCAUCAGCUUCAUCUCCGACCACGGAUGGCAACUUGGUGAGCAUCAGGAAUGGUCCAAGUUUAGCAACUAUGCCACAGCCACGAGAAUUCCAUUCAUGAUCCACGUACCAGGCAUAACAGACACUGUGAAAGAAGGCUCCAAGAAGCCCAAGUUUCCUCUAAGGGAUCCGUUCUUGGAGUACAAGUCGACAUCGAGGGUAAGAGGGAAGAGUAAUGCAACACGCUCGCGGGAAGAGUUGGUCAGCGAUGUUUUGGUGGAGCUAACAGAUCUGUUCCCGACCCUUACUGACUUGGUAAAAUUACCCGUGCCACCCCUUUGUCCUGUCAACUCAUCCCAAGUCGACACUUGCGUGGAGGGUGUUAGCCUUGUUCCAGUCAUUAUCGAUACAGCUUUGAAUCACUCAAGCAGGAGUAGCAAGUCCUGGAAGAAGGCAGCCUUCACCCAAUACCCCCGGCCCUCCGACACCCCCCGACCUGACAGCGACCAACCAUCCCUGGCCAACAUUACCAUCAUGGGAUACUCCAUGAUCACAGCCGAUGGCUACCACUACACGGAAUGGGUCGGCUUCAAUAACGUCACCUGUGAAAUGAAUUGGAGCGACGUCCACGCGAGAGAGCUGUAUAUUCUCCACUCAGAUCCUUUGGAAGAUACCAACGUUGCCGACGUAAAGACAAUGAACGGCUUGUGCAAAGACUAUCUAGUGAGCUUCACAAAGGGUGGAGAUAUGCUCUACCCAAACAAGUCUAACAACUUGCCAUAA
This is a messenger RNA of Patiria miniata (bat star), 1356 nucleotides long. RefSeq names its product iduronate 2-sulfatase-like. The coding region runs from base 1 to 1356 and encodes 451 amino acids. NCBI's taxonomy places the organism in Eukaryota, Metazoa, Echinodermata, Asteroidea, Valvatida, Asterinidae. The transcript is spliced from 6 exons. The record is from RefSeq and is a predicted model, not a curated record. Gene Ontology annotation, molecular function: iduronate-2-sulfatase activity.